CUCUCUCUCUCUCUCUCUCUCUCUCUCUCUCUCUGCUCUAUUGCCAUUGUUCUUGUUAUCCGUAAAUUUCUCUCGCUAAAUAUUUCUGUACUUUUUCUCUCUAAAUUUGUUUUUAGGUUGAUAGAUUGUACUUUCUCUUUGUAAAUUUAGCUAUCUUUCUUUUCAGUGCUCCUGCUACUCUCUCUCUUCUGAAACUUUUGUGUUCCUUCCCUUGCUUUUUAUGGGUUUUUAGACGGAGAGAAAGAGCUGAAAGACCUGAAUUUCGAGGAUUUUCCUCUUGGGUUUUAGUUAUUGGGUGGGUGAAGGAAGUGAUGGAGGGGACAAUUAGGAAUGGGGCGAAUUAUGUGCCACUUUCUCCUAUUUCUUUUAUUGAGAGAGCAGGGAUUGUUUACAGAGAGAAUACUUCUGUUAUAUAUGGGAGUCUGAGGUUCAAUUGGGGUGAAACACUGGAUCGAUGUCGUAGGCUUGCUUCUGCACUCUCCGGGCUCGGUAUUUCACAAGGAGCUGUUGUAGCUGCACUAGCCCCGAACAUUCCAGCAAUGUAUGAGCUACACUUUGGAGUGCCAAUGGCUGGUGCAAUCUUAUGUACCCUCAACAUACGCCAUGACGCUUCCAUGCUGUCAAUUCUCCUCAAGCAUUCUGGUGCCAAGGUCAUCUUUGUGGAUUACCAAUUCUUGGAACUCGCUCAGGAAGUUCUCAUACUCAUCUCCCAAACUUGUACACCCCCUCAACUCGUACUCAUUUCUGAACUCCUCCAAAGCUCGGCACCCAUCCUUUCAGCCCAAUCUGAGUUCCCCAAUUACGAAACUUUAUUGAGGGAAGCGAACCCCAACUUUACAGUCAUAUGGCCAAUUGAUGAGUGCCUACCCAUCUCCAUAAACUACACCUCAGGCACUACAUCAAGGCCCAAGGGGGUGGUUUAUACUCACCGUGGAGCAUUCCUCAAUGCGCUUGUAUCAGUGCUCAUGGUGGAGAUGGGCUUGAUGCCAGUGUUCCUAUGGACCGUGCCCAUGUUCCAUUGCAACGGGUGGUGCUUCACAUGGGGGGUGGCGGCCCAAGGCGGGGCCAAUGUGUGCAUCCGGAACGUCACACCUGAGGUAAUAUUUGAGAGCAUAGCUAUGCAUAAAGUAACCCACAUGGGUGGCGCGCCCACAGUGCUCAACAUGCUCAUCCACACUCCACGGGAGCACCGUCGCACAUUCCAACAUAAGGCACACAUCAUUGUAGGGGCAGCUCCUCCGCCCACAAAGGUCCUCUUUGCAAUCGAGGAAAUGGGUUUUAGCCUCACUCAUUCUUAUGGGCUUACAGAGACCUAUGGGCCCGCCACAGUGUGUGCAUGGAAGCCAGACUGGGAUGCCCUGCCCCUAGAGCAAAGGGCAAGACUUAAAUCAAGACAAGGGUUGCACCACUUGGGGCUUGCAGAGGUUGAUGUAAAGGACCCUGUUACUAUGAAAAGCGUCCCUGCUGACGGAAAGAGCUUAGGGGAGGUGAUGUUUAGGGGCAAUACAAUUAUGAGUGGGUAUUAUAAGAAUGGGAAAGCUACUCAGGAGGCUUUAGCUGGAGGGUGGUUUAGGAGCGGGGACCUGGGUGUUAGGCACCCUGAUGGGUACAUUGAGUUGAAGGAUCGCUCCAAGGAUAUUAUAAUUUCAGGUGGAGAGAACAUAAGCACCAUAGAGGUGGAGUCAGUGCUCUAUGCGCAUAAUUGUGUGUUCGAGGCAGCAGUGGUGGGCCGGCCAGAUGAACACUGGGGUGAGACACCCUGUGCCUUUGUGAAGCUCAAGGAGGGGUUCGAUGCCACGAAAGAGGAGAUCAUUGCCUACUGUCGUGAAAAGCUGCCACAUUAUAUGGUGCCAAAGACUGUUGUCUUUGGGGAUUUGCUGAAGACUUCAACUGGAAAAAUUCAAAAGUUCGUUUUGAAGGAAAGAGCGAAGGCGAUGGGAAGCCUCACACUGCAGAAAAAGAGCAAGCUCUGAAUCUGAUGGGUAAGCAAUUGAAUGGGAAUUAUGUGACGGUGAAGAAUGUGAAAGACUUGGUAUUGCUAGUAAAUGUUAAUAAAAGUAAUCAGCGUUUUAUAUAAGGGUGCGGUUUGUAUAGAGCCUCGGCUUCAAACAAUCAAAUUAAAGCCUUCUUUCAAAUA
Messenger RNA from Amborella trichopoda, 2137 nucleotides. RefSeq names its product butanoate--CoA ligase AAE1. The record is from RefSeq and is a predicted model, not a curated record. NCBI's taxonomy places the organism in Eukaryota, Viridiplantae, Streptophyta, Magnoliopsida, Amborellales, Amborellaceae.